Molecule: messenger RNA, 900 nt
Organism: Laetiporus sulphureus 93-53
Lineage: Eukaryota; Fungi; Basidiomycota; Agaricomycetes; Polyporales; Laetiporaceae
Product: NAD(P)-binding protein
Exons: 5
Coding region: 1-900 (299 amino acids)
Molecular function (GO): oxidoreductase activity
Source: RefSeq, a predicted model, not a curated record
AUGUCGCAGUUGUUGCGCCUCGAGAAGCUGUUUGACCUUCAAGGACGAGUCGCUCUCGUCACUGGAGGCGGCACGGGCAUCGGAUGGAUGAUUGCGGAAGGACUCGCCGCAAAUGGUGCGAGAGUGUACAUCACUGGCCGACGUAAGGACGUCCUGGAACAGGCUGCAGCGAAGUUUGAAAAGGAACACCGGGGUGAAGGGGCCAUUAUACCAUUACCCAUGGAUGUGACAGAAAAGAGCAGCAUUUCUGCGGGACAGGAAGUCAUCGCUUUGAAAGUAGGGAGAUUGCAUAUCCUAGUGAACAAUGCUGGGCAGACCGGACCUGUUACGCCUUUCCUCAACGAUACGAACGCACCAGAGCACAAGUCUCCGGAAACGCUAGGACGAGCCAUGUUCGACAGCGCAUCGUUCAAAGACUGGUCUGAAGUGUUCAGCGUGAAUACAUUCUCCAUCUACUUCAUGACGACUGCUUUCCUGGGCCUCCUUGCCAAAGGCAGCAAGGACGUGCCUGGUUACACUUCGUGUGUCGUUAACAUUACCAGUAUCAGUGGAAUCAACAAGCUGGGGCAGGUUCAGCUUGCAUAUAACACCACGAAAGCAGCAACUGCACACUUGACGAAGAUGUUCGCAACGGAGCUGGCACUCAAGAAAGUGCCGGUGCGCGUAUGCAGCGUCGCGCCUGGUGUCUACGAGUCGGAAAUGACGUACCCGACUAUCACCCCGGACAUGGUUGACAAGAUUGGCAAGAGUAUUGUCCCUCAGCCACUGCAGAGACCCGGGUCGGCUCAGGAGGUGGCAGGCACUGUCAUUUACCUUGUGUCGCCUGCUGGAUGUUAUACGAAUGGUCAGGAAAUUGUCGUUGACGGUGGCUACACCGCGGUCAAUCCGUCGACGAGAUGA